Molecule: messenger RNA, 2102 nt
Organism: Phragmites australis (common reed)
Lineage: Eukaryota; Viridiplantae; Streptophyta; Magnoliopsida; Poales; Poaceae
Product: AT-hook motif nuclear-localized protein 10-like
Exons: 6
Coding region: 445-1674 (409 amino acids)
Molecular function (GO): minor groove of adenine-thymine-rich DNA binding
Source: RefSeq, a predicted model, not a curated record
UUAUUAAUUUCCAUUUCCCGUAAUUUCCUCCCUCUUUUCCCACCUUCCUCGCUUUGCUCUCUCUCACCCUCUCUCACCUAGGCGGCGGCGGCGGCGGCAGCAGCAGGCUAGGCUCCCAUCUCACAUCCCAUUGCAAGGUAGAGGUCAAGAGGAGCAGCAGUGAGUGUUUGAGUGCGUGAAGAGUGAGUGGAGUUUGGUGUGAAGUGAGGAGGAGGAGGAGGAAGAAGGAAGGCAUGGCGUGGACCUCGCCGAUCUAAUCACUUUUGCCCUUAGUGUUGAGAGGAGAACGACAAGGUCCCUGACCAGUUGAGCUUGCUUGGUCAAAGCUGGGGGCUUGAUUGUGCUGUGAGUCCAAGCUCGGAAGGACCACUGCCACUGUGAAGCACAGCGGCGGCGGCAGCAAGAAGACGAGGAGGCAGCUGCCAAGUGGAUAGAUCUAAGCAAAUGGAGAACAAGGACGUGGCCCCGCUCGCCGCCGCCAUCGCUGCUCAAGCGGCGGCGGCGCCGGUGCCUGCACCGGCUUCUCAGCCACCGCCGGCCUCUAUGACGCCGCAGCAGCACCAGCAGCAGCCGCCGCCGUUCGCGCAGCAGGCGGCGCCGGCGUCGUCACCGUCCGCGCCCAUGCCCAGCGGCAUGCGGCUGUCGUUCGACCAGAUGGCGGGGAAGGCGCCGGGGGAGCACCAGCACCACCCGGGGCCCAUGCUGUACGCGGCCCCGCCGCCGCCCGCCGCUGCUGCCGCGGGCGCGCCGGGCGGCAAUGUGCUGGGCAUGGGCGAGUUGAUGCGGAAGAAGCGCGGGCGGCCGCGCAAGUACGCGCCCGACGGGAGCAUGGCCCUGGCGCUGGCGCCCAUCUCGUCCGCCUCCGCCGGCGGCGCCGCGCCCCCUGGCCAGCAGCAGCACGGGUUCUCCAUCAACAGCCCCCCGUCCGACCCCAACGCCAAGCGCCGCGGCCGGCCCCCCGGCUCCGGCAAGAAGAAGCAGUUCGAAGCCCUCGGCUCUUGGGGCAUAGCAUUCACCCCUCACAUCCUCACCGUCAAGGCCGGCGAGGAUGUUGCUUCAAAAAUAAUGACAUUCUCACAGCAAGGUCCUCGCACAGUUUGCAUUCUUUCUGCUAACGGUGCAAUUAGCAAUGUUACACUUCGGCAGCCAGCUACAUCUGGUGGAUUAGUUACUUACGAGGGGCGCUUUGAGAUCAUCUCUCUAUCUGGUUCUUUCCUGCUUGCGGAGGAUGGUGACACUCGCAGCAGGACUGGUGGUUUGAGUGUUGCACUUGCAGGGUCUGAUGGCCGAGUUCUUGGAGGAUGUGUAGCUGGAAUGCUUCUGGCGGCAACUCCUGUUCAGGUUGUUGUGGCUAGUUUCAUAGCUGAGGGCAAGAAAUCAAAGCCAGCUGAGGCACGGAAGGUCGAACCGAUGGCUGCCCCUCCACAGAUGGCUACCUUCGUACCAGCUCCGGUGGCCACUAGCCCUCCGUCAGAGGGCACCUCCAGUGCGUCGUCUGAUGACUCCGGCAGCCCGAUCAACCACAGCGCGAUGCCUUUCAACAACUCCGGCCAACACCAGCAGCCUCAUCAGCACCAGCACAUGCCCCCUGCCUACGCGUCUGGCGGCUGGUCGCUGUCUGCCGCGCACCAGCAGAACAGGCACGACUCUGACAUGAAGAUGAUGUCGAACUAACACUGCCCCAUUUGUUGGUUGGGCUGAAGAAGAAGCUGAUGAUGGUUGGUACUGCAUGGCGCUGCUGCCUGCUUUGCGUCGUCUGUGAUAUCUGCUAUAGCUAAGCUAGCUAGGAGAUUUAGGUUCAUGGUCUCACCUGCUGUUUUCGCUCCCGAGUAAGAUCAAUUUAAUGUUAGCCGCUGUUUGUAGCCGUUGUCCUCCAAAAGUCAGUCGGUCGGUCGGUCCCUAACGCGAGUUAUGAUGUCUGAUGAGAUGUUCGCCUCCUAGGGUUACUCUAGUACUAUGGAUCAUGAAUUUACUUGGAUGCUUUGAUUUCAAUUCGGGAACCAGAUCGUAUUCUGUUCUGAUCUGUUGCCCAUGUGUGCUGUCUGUCUGUCUAAGAUUAUAGGCAGCGGAAUCUAUUGGUGAAGUAUUUUUUGUUUCUUUAA